Messenger RNA from Rotaria socialis, 3630 nucleotides. Lineage: Eukaryota; Metazoa; Rotifera; Eurotatoria; Philodinida; Philodinidae. The record is from the annotation of a GenBank genome assembly.
AUGUUGCGAUUAAGCUAUGUCUUGAUUCUUUUGUUUAUGGUUACAUUAACAAGACCUGAUGAUGAAAUUUCAUCUAUAACAACAAAUUUAUCUGAACGGAAUCGUACGUAUAUGUUAUUCGUUUCAGAAGAUGCUCCUAUUGGUCAUACACAAGUCAUUGAUACAUUUGAUUCAUUAUUUUGUUCAAAAUAUUCAAUAAAAUCAAAUAUUUAUCAUCGUCAUGAUAUACCCUUUGAAAUUUUAUUAUCAACAAAUGAAAGUUGUACAUUAAAUUUACAUGUUAUACGUUUACUCGAUCGUGAACAAACACCUAUGUAUACAAUACGACGACAAUUAAUAGAUGAAAAUGAUUCAGAAGAUAACGAGAUAAUAACUAUUCAAUUAUCUGUUGUUAUUCUUGAUGUUAAUGAUCAUGUACCACAAUUUGAAAGUGAACAUUUUCAUUUUGUUGUACCCGAAAAUGUUGAGCCAGGCUCAUUGGUGGGUCGCGUACAAGCUCAUGAUCCAGAUAUAUUUCUUAAUGGAAAAAUUUCUUACACUUUGUUUGGUCAUGAUCUUAUUCAGUCAGGUAAUCGUACUAUGUUUAAAAUUGACAAAGACACAGGAGAAUUAUUCUUAUUGGAUUAUUCACUUGAUUAUGAAACAAAAAAAGACUAUACACUUAUGGUUGAAGCUAAAGAUCAGGGUGACGUUGAAACUACUCUAUGGCCAUCGGUACCAUCAUAUGCAGAUAUAAUUAUAACUGUUGAAGACGUUAAUGAUCAAAAACCACAGAUUAUUUUUACAAUGCCAAACGAAGAUAAACAAGAUGACAGUGUCCAAUUUAUGAAUAUAUCAAGUCUAUUCUUACAUCAAGAACAAAGUCGUCUAUUCAAUUCAUUGCUUUCUAACAUCAAUCUUGUUGAAAACGAUGCUCAAUUGAUUCAUUUAAUUAAAGAAGAGCCUUUGGCAACCGAUGCACUACUUGGUUUACUUCAUUUACGUGAUAAUGAUCAAACAGCAAAUGGUAUUUUAUCGCUUGAUUUACGAACAUAUAUUCGAUGUUCACCAGAAGGUGUUCAGACAGAUAAUUUAACACUAUGUCGAACAACAGAUUUUUUCCGGUUAUCUGUAUUUCGACCGAAUGUUUACGGUAUAUUUGCUGCUAGCACACUUGAUCGUGAUGCAUAUGAGAAUUAUAUAUUACAUUUAAUAGCCAACGACAAUGGCGAACAGCCAAUGCGAAUUGAAAAAAAACGUCUAUCAUCACGUCAUAGUUCAUCGUUAAAUAUCGAAGAUUUCCUUAAACGUCGUAUCGAUUUAAACGCUCAUACAAUUCAACCAUCGUUUACAUCCCUCCAAUCGGAAUUAUUUAUUUUCUUGACACUUCUUGAUAUUAAUGACAAUCAUCCAACAUUUGAUCAAACUUAUUUUCUUUUAAAAAUUGAUGAAAAUCGACCGAAAAACACAAUACUUACUCGUUUACAUGCAUACGAUAUUGAUAAAGGUAAAAAUGGAACUGUGCGUUAUGAGCUUGUUGUUAAAGAACGUCAAGAAUUUUCAAUUGAUGCACGUUCGGGAAUAUUACGUACGCAACGUAUGCUAGAUCGUGAACAAUGCGAAUUUUAUCGUAUUGGUAUACGUGCAUAUGAUCUUGGAUAUCCAAAUAGAAAAUUUUCGUCGAUGGUCAUUGUUGAUCUACAAAUAAAUAAUCUUAAUGAUCAUGUGCCAUAUUUUCUACAUGAUCUUUAUCAUUUUGAUACUCAAGAAAAUUCACCGAUCGGAACUGUUGUUGGAAGAUUAACAAUUGGUGAUAGAGAUGAACAAGAACCAGUUGAAAAAUUUAUUAAUUUAUCAACACUUGAAGAUAUUGAUAUUGAAUUAUAUAAUGCGAAUUUAUCGAAUAAAGCGUCAAGUUCAAUAAAUUAUAUUUCGGUUGACUUUUUAUUUGUUGAUUCGUAUCGAAAUGAGUCUUUAUCAAAUUUGUUUUCCGUUGAUUCUCAAGGUUUUAUACGUACACUAAUUGUACUUGAUCGUGAAUUACAGGCAAAUUAUACCUUAUCCAUGUUAAUGUAUGAUCCAAUAUUAAAAUCUUAUUCGAUUCCAGCAUAUAUUAUUAUUCAAGUUCUUGACGAUAACGAUAAUUUACCAUAUGAACCAUUUUUAUCAAAUCCAUUUGAUUUAUCAAUCGAACAAAUAAAUAAUGAAGAAACAGUUAUUUAUGAAUUUAAACCAAUUGAUCUUGAUGAUGGACUCAAUGGUAUGGUUUCCAUUGAAUGUCUCAAUUGUACAUCAAGUUAUUUUUUUCAUGUCACAAAAAAUAAUUUAACAAACUCAUCACUAUUAACAACAAAAUUCAAUUUUACAGUACCCGAUGGAUCGUAUAUGCUUGCAUUUCUAUUACGUGAUCAUGGCUCACCAAUAGCACGUGAACGUUUUUAUACAUUAAAAUUUAACUUAACUCAUCGUUCAAUAGAUGAAGAAGAAACUGAAGAAAGUUUUUUUCUUACAACUUCUUCAAUUCCAUUUAUGACGAGACAAAAAAAUUUCUUUUCGAAAAUAUUUUUACACAAAUUUCAAUGGCAUUUUCUCAUAUUAUUAAUUAUAAGUUGGCUAAUACUUGUUGCUACUGCUCUAUGGACAUGUUACCGAUACGAUCAAAUAUCAAAAACACAGCAAAAAGAAUAUAAAAAGAAACAACAACAAUUUGAAAUUCAAGUAAGAAAACAUGAAGUUAUCAAUCCGCCAAUAACAGUUUUACCAAAAGCAUCAUCUAUACCAAACAAUCCUCAAAAACCACAUGACAAAGAAGCAUUAACACAUGAUGAUGAUGAAAUCGAAGAUACAAGUUAUGAUGCUGAUCAUAUUAUAACCGAUGCUAAUUUUGUUUUAACUUCUGGUUGUGCAACAAAUGAAUCAAAUGCUCGAUAUUUUGGAAACAACGUUCAUUUCGGUUACUUGCCAACAAAUAACAGCCUAUCAGCCAACUUAAAUUCCAUCGCUAUUAGAAAUCAUCAUCAUCAUAUACACACAGCACUGCGUUCGACAAGUUUUUCACGACUACAUAACUCUUGUUCUCGUUGUCAAUUGUCAUCAAUGAUGAAUUCAAGAGAAACAAUGUUGACUGAUGCUGCAACAAACACUUCUUAUCAUGAAGAGAAUGAUAGUGAUGAAAUUUGGAAACAAAUGAAUAACAAUAAUCGAAUGUUAUGCGAAAAUGCUAGUACAAUUUUACAUAAUGAUUAUCAGUUUGAACCAAUUGAUCAUGAUUUUCCAUCCAUUGAUAUUAGUACAAUGGCAUCCUCAGCUAUAUCAACACCACAUCAACCAACUAAUGGAAAUUCAAUAAAACGUCCAGCACCAAUCACUAAUUAUAAUUCAAAUCCAGCCAUUGCACGUCCAAAAAAAUAUCAGCAACAACAACAACAACAACAUUAUGUAUUAACAACAAAACGAAAUUCUACUAUAAAUGCAUCAGAUAUUGCUUCAACAGCUCGAUCUUAUACACUACCGAGAUCAGUAACAACUGAUCAAAUUGCAAAUAAUAACAAUUCAACAAAUCAUAAUAAUAGACUUUAUUAUUAUCCUAGUGUACAAGAUGUUCUUGAUGCAUUAAAUCGUCGUUCAUUUGAUAAAGAAUCAUUUGUUUAA